AUUAAAGAACAUUGACUCACCUGUCACACGAAAAUGACCACACCAACCACCACGACACCGCACGUGCGAAGAAGCUCUCCACGUCGCAGUCGUGAUUGGGACGCGCCGACACCAUCGCGGCCUUCGAGAGCUCAAUGGCGCGAUCGUUAUUUGAGGCUGAUCUCGGGGGCAGUUAUGACUGAGGGACAAAACUUGUGCCGCACGCCUUUUGCGAUGGCGCCGCGUACUCGGCGAUCAAUUUGCGCCUUCCGCCGGAUGAGUUAACGUGGCCGAGAUAAGAACGGAGCGAGGGUAAAAUGGUCAACACUGACGCGAUAAAUAUGGCAGACGAGGCUUGCAGUGGUCAAGAGUUAUAUAACCGCCCCUCCCUUCUCUCCUCCCUUUCCCCAAAUCCAUUUCGAUCGAUCUGUGCCUUUUCCAUUUCUGAGGUGAUUUGGACUCGUUGGGAUGGCGAUUUCGGAUGCGGGGGGCGAGUCGGCGGCAGCUAAGGAGGGCGGAGGGGAGAGGAAGCGGAAGCGCCGGGCGGAGCGGUCGUUGUUGGGCAAGUGGAAGACGGAGGGCGAGCGAAAGAGUUACUCCUCCAAGCUCAUCGAGGCACUCCGCGUCGUUCGACGAUCCUCCUGCCCGGCACCGGCAGCGGUGUCCACGGAUUGCUCCCGGAGCCGGGCCGUCCGGGUGGCAGCGGACCGGGCGCUGGCGGUCACGGCGCGCGGCCGGUCGCGGUGGAGCCGGGCGAUCCUCUGCCGCCGGACUCUCAAGCUCAGGACCCGGGUCGCCCGGCCGAAGCCCUCCGCGGCCGCCGCCGGUCCCCGGGCGGCGGAUAGGAGGAAGCCGCCGGCUCUGGAGCAGAAGGCGAGGGUUCUGGGCCGGCUCGUCCCCGGCUGCCGGAAGCUGCCCUUGGCGACGCUCCUGGAGGAAGCGACGGACUACAUCGCGGCGCUGGAGAUGCAGGUGCGGGCCAUGACUGCCGUCGCCGAGAUCCUCUCGGCCGCAGCCGCCGGCGGCCGGUCGUCGUCGGUGGCGGCAGAGCCGAUGUGAUCCAAGGCAGUUGCGAUCCCCUAGGCGUCUUCCUCCUCUUUCUCCUCCCUCUAUUUUUGUUGCCGGCAUCGGCUGAUGCGAUCGCUUGAGAUCGCCUUCUUUUUCUUCUUCGAAUUGUGAUGUAAUUUAUUGUACAUUUUUGUGGUCUCCUUCUAUUUUAUCUUCCAACUAUUUCUCCC
Messenger RNA from Musa acuminata AAA Group (dessert banana), 1217 nucleotides. RefSeq names its product transcription factor bHLH149-like. The record is from RefSeq and is a predicted model, not a curated record. Gene Ontology annotation, biological process: regulation of DNA-templated transcription. NCBI's taxonomy places the organism in Eukaryota, Viridiplantae, Streptophyta, Magnoliopsida, Zingiberales, Musaceae. The coding region runs from base 448 to 1038 and encodes 196 amino acids. Gene Ontology annotation, molecular function: protein dimerization activity. The transcript has 2 exons.